AUACCACCUAAGAUCUCGUUAAGCACAUACUCUGGCUCACAGUACGAGCAUCUGACACCACCCUUUAUUAUCCUCUCUAAGUUAAGUAGUUAAAGCACUUUAAUAAGCACAUAAAGGCGCGCACUGUUGGCAGCUACUAACUACUUAUUCUAGAUAGCUACAAGAGCUAUAACUUAGUUAAAUUCUACUAGUACUGUAAGGAGCACAAGAUUAUUACUCUGUGUAUGCCCCUACACUUAUCCUAUCUGCUACAGCCGCUUGACGUGGGUUGUUUCUCCCUAUUGAAGAAGGCCUAUGGCCGCCAAGCUGAGCAGCUAAUGCAGAGCAAGAUCACUUGCAUCACUAAACUUGAGUUCUUGCUGUGCUUUAAAGCUGCUUUUAAUGCUUUAAUUACUAAGAGCAACAUCUAGGGAGGAUUUAGAGGCGCUAGCCUAGUCCUGUUUAACCUAGAGGCUGUGAUAUUAAAGCUUAAAGUACAGCUACACACGCUAACGCCACCUAUUAUAGACAACAGCACGUGGGAGUCUAAGACACUAAGCAAUACCCUAGAAUUUAGACAUACUAAUAGCUUACUAAUAUUAAUAGUUAACGCCCUUAAUUAGCUUACUAAAGGCGCAGAGCUAAUAGCGCAUUUACUAGUUUUAGUAGCUAAUAAGGCUACUACACGCUGUAAAUUACACAAAAGAAAGCAAGUACAGCAAGAUAGGGUAUUAACCUUUGCUAAGGGAGUGUGGCUAACUACUCUAAAGAAGUUUAAGGCCUAUAGUGAUAGGAAGAAGGCAAAGAAGAGA
Molecule: messenger RNA, 791 nt
Organism: Didymella exigua CBS 183.55
Lineage: Eukaryota; Fungi; Ascomycota; Dothideomycetes; Pleosporales; Didymellaceae
Exons: 4
Coding region: 225-410 (61 amino acids)
Molecular function (GO): nucleic acid binding
Source: RefSeq, a predicted model, not a curated record